AUGGAGGUGCGGUAUGGGCAGGAGAGAGACACUAUGGUGCUGAAGAGCGUCCUGAAGGAGGGGAAGGAGGGCAAGGAGACGACGGGAAGCCUCUCCAAGAGCCUCCUGAAGGAGCCGCAGGAUUCCUUUUCUGGCUCCGGGACGGGGGAGAGCUGCGAAAACACCCGGGGGGGCACAGGAGACCCUGACUACUGCCGACGCAUCUUGGUCCGAGAUGCAAAGGGCUCCAUCAGGGAGAUCAUCCUGCCCAAAGGGCUGGACCUGGACCGGCCCAAGCGCACGCGGACCUCCUUCACGGCGGAGCAGCUCUACCGGCUGGAGAUGGAGUUCCAGCGGUGCCAGUACGUGGUGGGCCGUGAGCGUACCGAGCUGGCCCGCCAGCUCAACCUGUCUGAGACCCAGGUGAAGGUAUGGUUCCAGAACCGGCGCACCAAGCAGAAGAAGGACCAGGGCAAGGACUCAGAGCUGCGGUCGGUGGUGUCGGAGACGGCCGCCACCUGCAGCGUGCUGCGGCUGCUGGAGCACGGCCGGCUGCUCACCCCCCCGGGGCUCCCGGGCCUGAUGCCCCACUGCGGAGGCCCCGGCGGCGGCGGCGGCGGAGGUUCCCUGGGGGCGGCGCUCAGGGGCCCCUCCCUCAGCGGCAACGGGGGCCUCCUGGGCGGGGGUGGAGGAGGCCUGGGAGGAGGCGGUGGGAGCGCGCGGGCCGCCGGCGGGAGCCCCCCGUUGCCCGUGGUCAGCAGCUCGGGUACGGUGGUGGGGGGCGGCGGUGGGGGGGGCGCGUCCACACACGGGCUUUUCAGCUUCCCCAUGCCCUCGCUGCUGGGAGGCGUGGCCGGACGCAUCGCCGGCAGCCCGCUCGCCAUGGCCGGCUCGCUGGCGGGAAACCUGCAGGAACUGUCGGCGCGCUACCUGAGCUCGUCGGCGUUCGAGCCGUACUCGCGGACCAAUGGCAAGGAGGCCUUGGACAAGAAGCUCCUGGAAUGA
Molecule: messenger RNA, 984 nt
Organism: Gadus chalcogrammus (walleye pollock)
Lineage: Eukaryota; Metazoa; Chordata; Actinopteri; Gadiformes; Gadidae
Product: ventral anterior homeobox 1-like
Exons: 3
Coding region: 1-984 (327 amino acids)
Biological process (GO): central nervous system development; neuron differentiation; brain development
Molecular function (GO): DNA binding; DNA-binding transcription factor activity, RNA polymerase II-specific
Source: RefSeq, a predicted model, not a curated record